Messenger RNA from Dermacentor silvarum, 1794 nucleotides. RefSeq lists its product as uncharacterized. The coding region runs from base 1 to 1794 and encodes 597 amino acids. NCBI's taxonomy places the organism in Eukaryota, Metazoa, Arthropoda, Arachnida, Ixodida, Ixodidae. The transcript has 6 exons. The record is from RefSeq and is a predicted model, not a curated record.
AUGACUACCACGGACCCGUACAGCGAGGUUCUCACGAUGGUCGUAAUCCUGUUGGCCGCCAUUGUGCUGUUCGUGGUGAUCUGGGUGCUGAUGCGCAAGUACUGCCCGGCACCUUCCGGCCAGAAGGCGUCCGUAGACGGCGAGGCCCCGAGCGGGGUCGCUCAGGUCCCGCAUCUGCAGCAGCCGACCAGGACGGGAGACGCCGCGCCGAUUACGCAGCCACAGUUCCUCUCGGAUCAUAAGACGACCGAGCCGACGGCUGAGGUGACGUCCGACAAGCCUCGCAGCGGCGGAUCAUCCGUCGAGCCGCUGGCGGACGGCGCCAUGUCUCCCGGACGCCGCUUUACGAAUGCCGCCCGCAGGGCUUCAGUGGCCGUGAGUCGAGCCGUCAGAGAGCAGACGGCCAACAUGCUGGAGGCCCUGUCCUCUGGUCCAGAAGGGGUUCAGACACAGGCCGUCGAGGAUCACAAGAAACCCGAAACCGAGGAGCCGCCGCCCUACAAGCCUCGCAGCGGCACGGCGUCCCCCGAGAUGGCGGAAGAAGGCGCCGCGUCGCCCGGGCGCCGCUUCGCGAACGCCGCCCGCAGGGCUUCGGUAGCCGUGAGUCGCGCCGUCAAGCUUCAGACGACCACUAUCCUCGAGUCCCUGUCCACCGGUGGUGAAGCAGUCCCGGCGCGGGCCUUUGUGGAUCGCAAAACAAGUCCAACCAGGGAGCCGCAGCCAGACAGGCUUCGCAUCGCCGGGGAGUCCAUUAACGACUCACCAGAGGGCGCCCACUCGCCUGGUCUUCGUUUCGCGAACGAGGCCCGCAAGCCUUCGGCGCAGGCCUUCGCGGAUCACAAAACAUCUCAAGCCGAGGGGCCGCAGCCCGACAGGGUUCGCUUCGGCGGGGAGUCCGCUAACGACUCGCCAGAGGGCGCCCAUUCUCCUGGUCGACGCCUCACGAAUGCGGCCCGCAAGCCUUCGAUGGGCGUGAGCUGGGCCGCCAAACAACAGACAACCAAUAUGUUGGAGGCCCUGUCAACCGGUUCCGAAGCGGCUAAUACACAGGCCCUCAACGAACGCAAGACAAUCGAAAAAAGCGAGGAACCGCCGUAUGACAAGGAUCGGCGCGGUACUGGGACCGCUGACCACCCGGCAGAAGGCACUUUGUCCCCUGGACGCCGCUUCGUGAACGCCGCCCGCAGGGCCUCGGUGGCCGUGAGCCAAGCCGUCAGGGCGCAGACGACCAGCAUCCUCGAGUCGCUGUCCACCGGGGUCGAUAUGGUCCAGGUUCCUUCGGGCGAGACUACCCCCACGCGCAAAGCCUCGGCGCCGACCGAGCAGGGAGGCGAAGCGAAGCCUACGGUGACCGUUGCUCCGGCCAAAGAUGGCGGCGUCGCGGACACUGACGCCAAGGGGCACAAGUCUCCGUCGAUUCCCGGUCCCCAGAGCCCGGUCAGAUCGGCGUCGAUUGCGGCGACGCUCACAGGCAAGCCGGGGGACGUGGCAAAGGUUGAGGCUGCCCGGGAGAAAAAGCCACUGGAAGGGAAAGACGAAGCCAAGUCGAGCCAGCCACCGCGGCGGAGUGGUUCCGACGUGGCGCCACCGAGAGACUGCACAGCAGCGGCCUCUGGCGGCGGUGGAACCGAGGCCAAAAAGGGCGCGCUAACGCCGCCUGAUGGCAUUAACGUCGCGGCGGGCAUGUCCAGCCCACGUGCCCAUAGCUCGGACCACUCGCCCGCCGACGAGAGUGCGCUCCAGUCAGCCGGAGGCAGCGUCGAACAUCGGCAAGCCUUCCCACCGCCAUCGUAG